Molecule: messenger RNA, 2591 nt
Organism: Mercenaria mercenaria
Lineage: Eukaryota; Metazoa; Mollusca; Bivalvia; Venerida; Veneridae
Product: cytochrome P450 2B4-like
Exons: 7
Coding region: 275-1744 (489 amino acids)
Biological process (GO): xenobiotic metabolic process
Cellular component (GO): intracellular membrane-bounded organelle; cytoplasm
Molecular function (GO): iron ion binding; oxidoreductase activity, acting on paired donors, with incorporation or reduction of molecular oxygen, reduced flavin or flavoprotein as one donor, and incorporation of one atom of oxygen; heme binding
Source: RefSeq, a predicted model, not a curated record
CGUUUAGACGUGACCGAGGUAAAAAGCACUCAGGUAACUAACGAGAGUGAGAAGUAAUGAAAUGAAACAUGUAAAAUGCCUCGGUGAGUAUUCACUUUUAAUUGCGCAAAUCAGUCAAAUGAUCGACAGGAAAUACUACAUAUCUUCACGUAUGGAUAAAUAUGAAUUGAUGCGGAUAUGAAAACAAACCACAACUGUAUAUUAAUGCAAAGCCAAAGAGUGAAUUAUUUUCACGGUUAAUAUUUAAUAUUUAAUUCGACUAUAGAUAGGAAUUAUGACGAUUAUUCUGAUGAUACUGGUUUUGUUGGCAGUCUAUUUGAUCUGGUACACGGUGUUCCGGAAAUCAGACCUACCACCAGGCCCGUUGAAAUUGCCCAUUAUCGGUAAUAUAUGGUGGCUUGCUAUGCAGAAGAGGAGAAAAGUUCGAAUCCCAGUGGCAUUGUGUGAGGUUGCUAAGAAACAUGGUGACGUCAUUCACUUUCAGGUGGGAAAAGAGAAUAUUGUAUUUCUGCAAGGCUUUGAUGCAAUCAAUGAAGCGUUCGUUAACCAAGCAGACGACUUUAGUUUAAGGCCAGAUCGCCUUACUAAAGACAUUCAGAAACAAGGAAAUGGGGUUGUUAUGGAAAAUGGAAAUUCUCAUAGAGUGAUGCAAAGCUUUAUUAUGAAAUAUCUCAAUAGCGAUACGGCAAUCGUUGAAAAGAGGAUUCUUGUAGAAGUUGAAGCCGCGACGGAUUUUCUAAGUUCUGAGAAGGGCGGAUCACUCGACAUAAAGCUGCUGCUGUCCAUGAUGGUGACAAAUAUCAUCUACAAUGUUUUAUUCAGCAAGAGGUAUGAUUAUUCUGAUGAAACUUUACACAAGCUAAUCAACAACCUCGGGACAAUAUUCAAGAGUGGAUCACAGAUAGACGCCACAGCACUCAUACCAACAUUCAUCUUGAAACUUGCAAAAAAUGAAAAGAUGACGCGUGCAAAGCAGGAAACUGCUAAAGCCGGGCAAUGGGUGAAAGAUCAAGUUAUUGAGGAGAUAGCGAAUCACGAAGCCACGUACAACGAGAGCAAACUUCGAGACUUUGUUGACGUGUAUAUAAUGGAACGAAAGAAAGACCCCAAGAACGAUAUAUUUACAUUGGAUAGACUACAUUACGUGAUUAAGGAUCUCUUUGUGGCUGGAUCGGAGGCAUCCUCUGUCUCUCUCAACUGGGCUAUACUGUACAUGCAAGAAUAUCCAGAUGUUCAGCACAGGUGUCAACGGGAACUAGGGGAGAAAUGUGCCGACCGCAUCGUACGUUUGACAGACAGAGGAGCUCUGGUAUAUUUGGAAUCAACAUUGCUCGAGAUACAAAGGAUGUCCAAUGUUGCGGAAACUACACUCCCUCACACGACAGAUAAAGAAACAAGUUUUCGCGGAUAUUGUAUUCCCAAAGGUUCCAUAGUGCUUGCAAACUUGCUGUCCUCAAACAAGGACAACAGACACUGGGAUGAACCAGAUCUAUUUAUGCCAGAUAGAUUCCUCCAAGAUAAAGCCAAGAAGAAUCCAGCCUUUAUUCCACUUGGAUUGGGUCCACGUAGAUGCCUCGGUGAAAGUCUGGCCAAGAAGGAGAUAUUCUUGAUAUUUACCAACCUGCUGCAACGAUUCACCUUUCAGAGAGAGAAUGAGAACGUUAAACACACGUUUAGGUGUAUAGAUGGACAGCUUACAGCCACGCCUCUACCAUACAAGACAAAGCCUGUCAAGAGACAGUAACUUAUUAAUGGCACGGCACGUUCAGCGUUCGAGAUCUAUGAAAUUCUGCAGACAUGUAUACAGUACACAAAGUCUCUUCCUUGUAACAUACUAGUAGUAACACGAAGUUCUUAAAGCGAAAUCCAUACAAAAUCAACGUUUCCUCAACAUUUUAUUCGUCGAGAACUAAAAUAAACAAAAUCGACAACUUUUGAAAGAGCGUCGGUUCUAAAAUGAGAUUCGAGUUUUUCUUGAACUGAUUUUAUUUGAUUUGGAGGUGAAAGUAUAGAAACCUCUUUUCAGGAAUCACUUAUAUUAUUGCCUAUAAUCGUAAAACACUGGCAAUGUUUUCAUAUUUGUAUGCAUUUCCCACUUUUUGUUGUUGCUUCUUGAUUAAUGAUUGCUUAAUCAUUUUUACUUGCAUUUUAAUUAUAUAUUAUAUUCAGGUCAGUUGGCUUCAAUAGGCGUAUAUUUGCUAUAUCGAGAAAGUGAAAAUCUCCACGCGCUUUCAAUUUACUUUUUUGCAGCUGUGUUAAUUCACGCAAAUUCUCAUUUCAACCGUCGUUUUAUUUUGAAAGAGUUCUAACUGGACUUCUGGGAAUCGAGGUUUUACAUUUUUGGAUCUGUCUGCAUGUGUUAAACUAGGUAAAAUAUGUCUUUGUAUAAAUUUAUAGAAUCUUGAAAGCAAAUCUAUCACUACACGGUAAUUGAUCAUGUGGCAAACUUAUGAUAUUGUUCUGUCUAAAUGCGUUACAUUUUGCUUAUAUAAUAAAUACUCUUGUAUUAGAAUAAUUAUUGUACCUGCACAGUAGUAAUUUAUGUUUUCGUUGUUUCAGCAAUAAACGACUUCUAGCAGUAGUUUCUGUCA